This is a messenger RNA of Boleophthalmus pectinirostris (great blue-spotted mudskipper), 1076 nucleotides long. Its product is annotated as translocator protein-like. The coding region runs from base 189 to 686 and encodes 165 amino acids. The record is from RefSeq and is a predicted model, not a curated record. Lineage: Eukaryota; Metazoa; Chordata; Actinopteri; Gobiiformes; Gobiidae. The transcript is spliced from 4 exons. Gene Ontology annotation, cellular component: mitochondrial outer membrane.
UCUGUCUGUAUGACAUUUCCUAUGCAGCUGGGGUGAAAGUUCACAGUAGACAACGAGCUGAGGGGAACGACAAGAAGGUACAGACUGGAGGACCAGAAAGGUGCUGUCCAGAGGGAGGAGUAGCCGCAGACUCUAAUAAUACAGUGGCACAACACUGGUAUAACACAUCUGGACAGUCCAUUUUUGCCAUGGCUAUGUGGAAACCUGUGAUCGGAAUGACCACUUUCCCAAUCCUGGGAGGACUCACUGCACGCUUUAUUACACGCAAAGAGGUGAACAACUGGUAUCCAACAUUGAAAAAACCCUCAUGGAGGCCACCAAAUGCUGCAUUUCCAAUAGUAUGGACCUGUUUGUACACUGGCAUGGGGUAUGGCUCCUACCUAAUUUGGAAAGAACUUGAUGGAUUUACUGAAGAAGCGCUGGUUCCACUGGGACUGUAUGGCCUUCAACUGACACUGAACGUGGCAUGGCCUUGUAUCUUUUUUGGUGCUCACAAGCUUAAAUGGGCCUUAGUGGAGAUUGUGCUGCUCACUGGCACUGUGGCAGCCACUAUGUGGUCAUGGUAUCCUAUAAGUAAAACUGCCACUCUGCUCCUGGCUCCCUAUCUGUCCUGGCUGUGUCUCGCCACCUCCCUCAACUACUGUAUCUGGAGAGACAAUCCCGAGGAAGGAAAAAAGGAAGAAUAAAGAAUGUUUUUUCUAUUGAUUUUGCUAAUGUAAAUUAUUUUUGUUUUGUACAAUAUAGAAUUUUGUAAGGAAAUAUGUGUUAUGUAAAUUGAUUAAAAUGUGCAUUUAUGUGCAGACCUUACUAUACAAGGUAUCCAUAUCAGAUUCCAUAUAGCAGAUUUAUUUCCAUAUAGUAAUUAUAACUGAACAAUUUAUUUUUCUUGUUUUUUUUCUUGGAUGUCUUCUGGUGGUUUAGAUGAAAAUCUCUGCAUUAAUGUCUUCCACAAACCCUUUUUUUCUUCAUCCAUCUGUUGCAUGCUUCCUGUAAAUGAAAACAUACUUCAUAAUUAAACAAUUUCCUUUGUGGAACAUAAAGUUUGUCUAAAUCUAUAAUAAAGUGCCUACAAGACA